CUCAAGAGUUAAAUGUUCAUCUCUUUUCAUAAAAUAUAAAGCUUGAUAUUAUUCCUAUAAUGUAUAUUUGUAUAUGUAGAGUGUAGACCACAACAUAUGAACGCCUAAUUUGGAUACAUCUCAUACAUUAUGUUGGAUGAAAACUUGAAAGCAAUGUCAUUUUCAACCUAUGAAAAUUGCUAAAAGACUAGUCAAUUCAUACAAACACAACAAUUCAUUAACCCAUACCAUUGUGAUAAAUUUUUGCUAGGUGAACACUUCUAUACUAACCGUAAGAUAAUUGUCUUAGUUGCAUGUAUUUAUGUUAAAGGUCAAAUAUAACCAAGUGUUGAUUAAUAGACCGUUAUUUACACAUGUUUUUACCCCCAUUCUUACACCGUUUGAGGUGUUGAUUCUCGUGUUUUAGGCCGAUUUCACGAUAGGUUGUGCUUGUUUGUGAUAUUUCAGGUCCUAGGACGUGAAUGAAGGCUUAGGAGCGAGUCUGGGGUCGAUUGGACGAGGAUCGGACGCAUGGCGAGGUUCUGAGGAAGUCGCACGGGCACACCCACAACCCGCACGGCCGUGCAAGUGACCAGUUUGGCCGUGCGGGAUUGUGCGUGGGCACGCACGGGAUUGUGCGUGGGCACGCACGGGAUUGUGCAUGGCCACGCACGGCCGUGCAAGUGACCAUUUUGGCCGUGCGGGAUUGUGCGUGGGCACGCACGGGCACAAGUGAAAUCCGCACGGCCGUGCAACAUACAAUUCUGGCCGUGCGAGUUGGCUGAGGUUCAACUAAUUGAUACGCCGCGUUUUGAGGUGCACGGCCAGAAUGGUGAUGUGCACGGCCGUGCACCCUGGCCGUGCGAGUCGGGAAUGGCUGUUUUUAACCCAAAUUCGAGCCAAAGGAGAGGGAGAGCUGGGUUUUGGAUCCCAAACACCCAAGGGACGAACCCUAGAGAGAGAGGGCGAUUUGAGGGCAUUCUUGGAGUAGAGAAGGAGGAUUUCUUCGCCUUGGAAGCUCGAGGAACAAGCCCGGACUUGAAGACUGAUCAUCUGAAGAUUCUUACUGCAGUCUCUCUCUUCUCUAUGGAGUAACUUCCCUUCACUUAGGUUUUGAGGAACCCUAGCUAUGUUUGUUUGAUUGGAUGAUUGUAUGAGUACUCUGACUUGAUAAUCUUGAGUUCAUAUUCAAUCUAUGCAUGUUUUCAUGAUUCAAUUCUGCUUUAGUCGAGGUUAUUGAUUCUGCUUUGAUUCUAUGAGAGGGAAUACCUGAUUAGGUCAAUAGAGCACCAUAGAUUGAUAGUAGUGGAUCGAUUGCUUUAGUCGAGGGUUGAUUCACUGCUUUGUAUCGAUUGAGAACCUCUUUCGAUAGAGGGAGUCUAGUUCAGAACGCCUUGAUCAGUUAUUCUAGAGAAGGAUACGUCCCUCUAGGCAAUUGACUCAAGAGGGCCUUGUUCCUUUAGUCGAGACUCAAGGUCUAGUCAAGGAUUCUCCGCAUUGUGAAUGUAAGUGAAACAGGUUAGAGAUCAUCAAUCAUUAAUCUGGCUAGUGGCUAGGGGGAAUCAUACCUAAGUGAGUUCCCAACCUGUAAUUAGAUUAACUUUAACUGUAGUUUGCUAGAGUAGUUUUAGUUCUUUCAUCUUAAUCUGAUUUGCUAAAUAAUAAACUGAAGCUGAGUAAUAGUAACUCUAGAGACCCGUGGAUUCGAUAUUUAUCACUUGAGCCACUAUACUGCAGUCCCUUUCAUUGGUUACACUUGGCCUUUGUUAGGAGUUGUGUUUUAGCGAGUCAAGUUUUUGGCGCCGUUGCCGGGGACUUUCUAGAGUAUUAGGAAAGGCAGAAGUUUGUUACUUUAGCGUUUUUCGUUUCUUUUCUUUUCCACCCUUGCUUUUCACUUGGGUGUUUUUGUUUUUGUUGGUGCAGAUCUGAAUCAUGGAUCCUAAUGGCUUCUCCAAUCAUUGGGGGUAUCCACCACCAUCUGGGUGGUAUUACCCCGAGACUCCGUGGAGCAAUCAAGGCGGAGCAGACUAUGGAUUCGGGUUCCAGUACCAACCCCCUUACUACGGAGAACAACCGGACCCCUGGGCAUAUCAAGAACAACCUCAUUAUCAAGAAGAAUUUCUCCCACAACCAGAAGGGCCAUCGGCACUGGAGUUACUCAUGGAGCAGUAUGCUCGAGACUGCGAGAGAACAUGCUCCAGGAUGGAUCAGUGUGUCCAGGCCUAUCGUGAAACAGAUGAGAUCCUCCUGAGCCUUAAGAAGAGCGUCGAUGAUCUUGAGCGAUCUUGGGCGCAACCUGCUCCAGAUCACCCUUCUGCUACCAUAAAAGAAGAGGAGGAGGAAGAAGAAGGCUACAAGGCCAUUGUGGAACACACUGAAGUUGUCACGGAGAGCUCCCGUGAUGAUCAUGAUCAGGCGUGUCAUGUCGUAGCCGACCACACCUUCCCACACCCCAAACUGAGCUUUGAAGAGGCGGGCAUGAGUGAGGAGGUGCAAGAAGAUCUCAUGAAAGAAAUUGCUUGGCAACUUGCUCUCCAAUCCGUGCUAGAAGAAGAAGAGCAAGAAAGGGUGCAGAAAGAAGUUGUGGAGGAUGACGAAAGUGAAGCAGGAGGAGUUCUUGAUCAUUUCCCAGGGGUGAUACCACAUGAAGAAGGAAGGGAGGUUGAAGAGGCGAUUGGCGUCCAGGCUGAGGAUGAAGUUGAGGUGGAAGAGGCUUGCACCGGCCAUGAGUUACAUGUGAUAUCUCCACCAAACUUCGAGGAACUGCUUAGCAAGGACCCAUUUGCAGUGUCUCUUUGCCAGACCAAGGCCACCUCGACAUCGGUCCCUCUUGGUGGACGCGAUGGUGGCCAAUCGAUGCUGUCAUAUCUGGUUUGGGGCAAUGAGACGAGAGAAGAGAAGGAGAGGUCUCGAGGGUGGAGACUUCAUCUGCAUCAAGUACAUGAGCCUUCAUCACCUGCCACAUCACAUGCUCAUGACUUGAGACUCCACCUCAUCGACGAGAACCUCAACUUCAAGGAGGUUCUCUCAUGGACCGAAACUUAGGAGCCAUCGUCCGGCUCACGACGUGAAAGAAGCGCUUGUUGGGAGGCAACCCAACCAGUCGGUUUGCAUCUCUUUCUCUAUUUCUCUUCGGUUGAGUCAGUUUUGUUCUUUGAUUUUAGAGUCAAUAACUCAACCUUUGUGAG
Messenger RNA from Linum trigynum, 3167 nucleotides. The record is from the annotation of a GenBank genome assembly. NCBI's taxonomy places the organism in Eukaryota, Viridiplantae, Streptophyta, Magnoliopsida, Malpighiales, Linaceae.